Quercus lobata is the source of this 2684-nucleotide messenger RNA. RefSeq names its product F-box protein At3g07870-like. NCBI's taxonomy places the organism in Eukaryota, Viridiplantae, Streptophyta, Magnoliopsida, Fagales, Fagaceae. The transcript is spliced from 3 exons. Gene Ontology annotation, molecular function: ATP binding. The coding region runs from base 1 to 1527 and encodes 508 amino acids. The record is from RefSeq and is a predicted model, not a curated record.
AUGGCUUUUGUAUGGGCGUUGAGCUGUUAUGCUAGACGUGUUCUUUUUUACCUUGCCUGUCAUGGAUUUAAGAUAGGGUUUGCUGCUUAUGGGCUUGGAGCCUGGCCUGAAAUAUUUUUCCUGUGCUAUGUGCCUUGCUUGUACUUCUCAGACGAAGAUCUUAUUCAAGAUCAUGAAAAUGACCCUACAAUUGAACAUAUUAUCACUCCUCGUAUAGCUCUUACUACUGUUGAAUAUUUGGCUUAUGAAUGUGGGAAGAAUGUUCUUGUCAUACUUACAGAUAUGAGUUCUUAUGCUGUUGCUCUUCGUGAGCAAUGUCUCAAACACGGGAACCUCCUCCUCGCCGGAUCCUCCGACAAAACAAGAACCAUCUCCCACACGACAUCGUACUCAACAUCUUGGCAAGGCUGCCUGUCAAAUCAGUCCAAAGAUUCAGGUGCGUCUCCAAAACCUGGGACUCCUCUAUCGCCACUCCUAAUUUCAUCUCCAACCACCUUUUUUUAUCACAAAAACAACAACAACAACUUAGCUUAUCUCAUAAGCUUUCCUCCAAUCUUUAUCGGUGGUUACGACCACGCAUUUAAUAGGAUUUCCGAGUACCCAAUUCCCUUUGCUUUUCUUGUAUCUUAUGCCCCAUCAGCUGGUUCAUGCAACGGCCUGGUGUGUCUCUAUCAAUUUAGAAACGCUUCCACUAAUGCUGAUCCUAUAUAUUUGUGGAACCCCAGCAUUAGAAAAUUUAAGAGGUUGCCUGAUUUUUCCUUAACACAUUGUCAUCGGGUUUCUACUCGAUUUGCUUAUCAGUCUGAGACCAAUGACUACAAGGUUGUCAAUAUCUAUAAAAUGCCUGCACCCAACCACCACCAUGGGGUUGAGGUUGAGGCUGAGGUUUACACAUUAAGCUCUAACUCUUGGAGAAAGAUUGGAAUCCCAGUGACAAACUUUUUUUUGUCCUUCCCCUUCAUCAAUACCACUUCCACAUUUGUUAGUGGGGCUUUGCAUUGGUUGGGAUACAUUUCUGAAGCCGCAUUUCCUUACGUGAUUUUGUCAUUUGAUGUCAAUAAUGAUAAAUUUGGAGAGAUAGCACUUCCUGAUGUACAACAACUGCUACCAAAUUAUCUGAUGGUGUUCAAGGGGAAACUGGCCUUCAUUACAUUGGGUUACCGCCACAUCAGUGGCGUCAUCAACUAUGAAUACAGAGACUUUAUGAAUUCUCAUCGUAAUUCAUGCUUCAUAUGGGUGAUGAGGGAGUAUGGUGUGCACGAAUCAUGGAGUAAACUUUUUUUUGUCAAGUUUGAAAAUGUUAACUUUGUACAGUUCUUUGGUUGCACCAGUCUCGGCGAACUGCUAGUUAUAAAGAAUGGAGUUUAUCCCGAAUCCAACGCUGAACGGAGACGCACGGUGAUUGUUUUGCUUGACCUUGAAACUUUACAUGAGAAGGAUCUUGGUUUCCAGAUUGCUCCACAUAUGGCUCAUUCUUUCAUGGAAAGCCUUGUGUUACUUGAUGGAGCAACUGAGCUAUCUGGAUAAGAAGUGAAAUCAUUAGUGAUAAUCAUAGGAUUUUGUUAUGUAAUUGUGAUACAAAUGAGACAGUUAUCAUGUUGUUCCCUUUGGUAUCAUUUUGUUUUGAGGUAGGCAAAAAAGUAUUGAUGUAAUGUAGGUGAAUUUUAUUUUUGAUUUGUAUCAAACCUUAAUGAUUCUUAGGAAUCUCAUAUUAUGUCUCAUAUGUGUGCUGUGAUCUGGUGUUGUCUAAAUCCUAGAGCUACUGCUGUGUGCUUUGAUCUGGUGCUGCCUGAGCCUAUGAGCUGCUCUGGUGCUAUGUUAAGUAGUGAAUGUGUAAGAAAAGCUUGCUUGCUUGUAUGAACUAAUUCAAGACCAGUUGUAAUUACUUAGGCAUGUGUAUGCUGAUAAGGGCAGUAUUAUGCUAGCUUAAUAGUGUAGCAGAAUUUAGAGCAUGUGCUCAGUUGUUGGAGCAUGUGACUAAUUGGUAGGUUGUUAGAGGUAGUUAUGCCAGCUGGCCAAAGGAGUUACUAGAUCAGCUAGGUAGUUUAUCUACUGGUCAGGAUGGUACAUGUACAAAUAGGUAUUUGGCCUUGUAAGGAGAUCAUGUAGAAAUUAACCAACAAUUUUGUUUCCUGUUCUCUCUUCCCCCUCUCAAUUCUUGGUGGUCAGUCAUAUCCUUCAAUGUUUCAAUCAACCCUUAAACACUACCUGCCACCAAAGCUCUUAGCAAUGCCUGUGGCAAUUUCAUGAAAGAAUUAUGACAUUUUACUUGUAACUUUUUGUGUGCCUCUCUGAUGGUGUUAUAACUUGUAAACAAUUGGAUUAAAGACCUUAUUUAUAUCCAACCAAAUAAAAUAAAAACAGAGAAAAAGAGAGCGAAAAGAAGAAGCUCUAAGGUGAGAAUGUCGGGAUUAGAUUAGAGAUCUUGCUACAAUCCAAACAAAAUAAAAUUAAAAUGGAACAAAAAAGAGGGAAGAAAAGAAGCCCUAAGAUGAGAAUGUUAAAAUUGUGAUGUGGAAGUUCUUAUUUGGCGAGCAUAGGCCCAGCAAAUGUCUUGUGCUUGGUUCCUUGAUCAGAAUGAUAUAUAUCUUGCUAGAGGCUGCUGUGCAUUUGCCAUGCAAUUUUUAUGACAAAAAGCUCAUUCAACUGACAGAUAAACAUUUCCAAGAAAAUUGAGCUUGUGA